UGGAGAACGAAAUACGUAAACUUUAUGAUGUAGAGUUUUCAGAUGCUUAUUCAAGUGAUAAAUCAUUAUCAGUAGACGACAAGGCGGCUAUAAAGAUUGUGGAAGUUGGCACGCGCUUCGACAACGGUCAUUUUGUAGUUUCUAUACCGUGGAAAAAGAAUCCAGAUAUGAAAGUGGAUAAUUAUGAAGUAGCAAACCGUAGAUUACAAAGUUUGAAGGGUAUGUUGUCGAAGGAUGUCAGUCUGCACAUCAAGUAUAUCAAAAGUACUGAAAGUGAUUUUACUAAGACUUAUGCGAAGAGGGUCUUUGAAAUAUAUCUGCAGUCUUAUCGCCCUCGAUGGUAUUUACCUCAUCAUGCAGUAUUAAACAUGAAAAACCAGAUCUUAGAGUGGUCCUUGAUUGUGCCGCCCAGUUUGCAGGGGUUCCCCAAAUGAUAUGAUUUAUCAAGAACCCGAUACCACCGCUGAGUUAAGGUGUAUAUUAAUAAGUUUUCGCAAGGAGGCAGUUGCAAUCCCUGCAGAUGUUGAAGAAAUGUUCAUGUAAGUGAAGGUCCCUGAGUCUGAUCGAGGAGCUUCAAGAUUUCUGUGGUGGCAGGAGGGAGACAUGUCGAGGGAACCAUCCGAGUUUCAAAUGACAUCCCAUCCAUUUGAUGCCACAUCAUCGCCAUUUUGCGCGAACUUUGCCCUGAAUAAGACGGCCCAAAUAUUCUCUGACGGUUGUGAUGGUUAUGUUGUAGAUGAUGUCAAGAAUAAUUUCUAUGUUGAUGAUUGCUUGAUAUCCGUUCCCACUUGUGAUCAAACAAAGAGUUUCGUUAAGCAUAUAAGUGAAUUAUUAUGUAGAGGAAGUAUACAAAAAAUGACCGAUCUUGAAUCUUGGUUCAAAUGUCCUACUUUAUUGCAUGGCGAAUUUUAUAUAACAAUCACUGACUGUCCGGAACCUACUCUUGACGAUAUUGAGUUUAGAAAAACUGCUGUGGUUAACUUGAGUAGUAUAAAGUACAGCAAGACACCUGUUCUCUCUUAUUAUUCCGAGUGGUUGAAAUUGGUCAGAGUUGUAACCUGGUUUAGAAGGUUCAUCGAAUUCCUGAUGGUACUUCGUUUACCGAGUUGCGAAGGAUCCGUUCAUCUAGGAUGUUUAAAGGUCAAAGAGCUUGAGAUUGCCAAGCGUAAGAUUUUAUUGAUGGUUCAGAGAGAAGUGUAUGGAGAAUUACUUAGUGAAUUUAAAAACAGCAGUAAAGUAGUAAGCCAUGAUGAUCUGAAAGGUUUAUCGUUGAUAAUGCUUGAUGGGUUACUCUGCGUUGGAGGUCGACUAAGAUACUCAGAUUUCCCAAAUGCUUUUAAAUAUCCAGUAAUUUUACCCAGUCGACACUUAGUGACGGAACUGAUGAUUAGACAUUGUCAUAAAGAACAAGGACACAGGAAGAUCAUUAGAAAAAGGGUAUGGAUAUGUGUUUACUUGUUUGCAAACAUGGGCAGUACAUAUUGAAAUGAUGUGUAGUUUGAUUACUGAUUCAUUUUUAAUGGCUCUAUUACGUUUUAUUGGAAGAAGAAGGAAACCUCUGGAGAUUUACAGUGACAGUGCGUCAAGCUUCGUGGUGACAGUUUCUGAGUUAAGCAGGUUUGUGCAGCAGUCGAAUCAGAAGAUGAACAUUGAAUUGUCAGCGAGGCCCUCAUCCAACAGCAUGGGUGGAGUUUGGGGAAGAGUGAUUAGGUCUAUAUCACGACUGUUAUUGUUGAUCACCAGAGAACAGGUGAAGCAGGUCUCCUUGAAGCUUUAGAUUAGUCUUUGUUGUUAUUAAUGUAGUUAGGUCGAGUAGGCGUACUGUUGUAAGUCCUACUCGUUCCUAUGGUGUGAUAUGUUAUAUAAUGAACCAUGACCGUAGGCAUCAAGGUAGCUUGUGUGGUAUGGAGGGAUUUUGGGGGCCGGUGUAAGAUCCAUUUCGAAGGUUUUGUGUGUUGGUGAAAAUCCCUCCAUGUAUAUACUUGUACUUUGUUCCUAUUGAUCCCCUUAGUUGUACAUUGUUGUAUUUUGAUUACAUUUGAAUUGUUAAUACUUGUAUUUUUUAUUAUAGUUUUUGUUUUCUUACGCAUUCACUAAGUUUGUGUUUCUUCCUGAACUGCAUCUGUGUUGUUUUACUUGACACUUGUUCUUGGCGGUAGCCAUAUUGAUUUGCUCCUCCUUUCCUGUGUGUGUUCUAUCCAGUCAGGAUAGAAUAACGUUCAUUUGUUUUGACUGGUAAUUUUCCCUCAUCUUCUAUCAACUUCUUUAUUUAUUGUAAUUUAGAUUUGAUUGAUUGAACAAUUAUUGGUUGAAUAGCCGGGUGGUAAUAUUUGUUUAGGUAACGAUUUACAUUUAAAUUUAUGAUGAAUUAUAGAACCGCUAUUUACC
This is a messenger RNA of Schistosoma haematobium, 2388 nucleotides long. RefSeq lists its product as uncharacterized. NCBI's taxonomy places the organism in Eukaryota, Metazoa, Platyhelminthes, Trematoda, Strigeidida, Schistosomatidae. The transcript has a single exon. The record is from RefSeq and is a predicted model, not a curated record. The coding region runs from base 604 to 1485 and encodes 293 amino acids.